GGCGACGAAAGGAAGGUUGCAUUCCAAGGUACGGCGUUUUGACCAGAAGCCGCUCGCAGUCAACUGUUGACGUCAAGGCGGGGUUGACUUGCGCAACUGCGAGCUUCGUCGUUGGUCCACCCCGUUCAAAGCUUGCAUGCGACCUCGCAAAACAUGUCUCACAAUUCGGACAAGGGGAGAGAAGACCCUCCGGGCUUUGGACUUUCGUUGGCUCCUCCCACAGGGAACCCCAUGACUCUCGCGGUGAGCUCCCCUGUGGAGUUCGGCAGAAUGGACUUGGGAUUAGACGUGAACCCCAGCAGUUACACACGGAGUUUGCACCCCUUUCUGAGGCCUUCGGCAGCGGAGGCGACGGCCGGGGGGGUCCCGACAGAGCACGACGAAGACACCCACACUUUGACGGGGAGGAAACUAGAGGCGUUGCAGGACUUGGCAGCUGAUUUCCUGAAAAUGGUUAAGGACUCGAGCAGCAAAGAACUGGGCGGCGAUGGGGAGCUGAAAACGCAAUCUCUCUUUCGAACGGUUCCAACGAACAUGGCAAAGCCCCCCCUGGGGCAGAACCCUAUCAGGCGGUUUGGGUCACAGAGGCAAAACUCGCUGAGGUUUAGAACAAACCCGCCGGAGAGAAUGGACAUCCCGCGGGCUGUUGCGAUCCCGCCCAACAUGUUCAGCCCGAGUAUGUUGGAGUCCCCCAUUCUGCUGCGGUCAUCGCAGGCAGAGCCAUCUCCCACCACCGGCACCUUUCCGCUGCCCCCUUUCUUUCAGGGGGGCGGCCCCGCCCUGUCUUCUUCCCCCCGGUCGCGCGAGCAGCAGGAGGCGGCCAGUCAACAGGGCUUCAUGUUCUUCCAAAAUCGGCAGGCACGCUCAGAGCAGGUUCCAACCCGGCUGAUGUCGCCACUCUCCGGACAGGUAGCACAAUCGCCCCCGCAGCAGCCUAUCCCCUUCUUCAACUCCAGCAUUUCCCCCCAGUACAAGCCAAGCCCCUCGCGCCCUCCUGUUGCGUCCCGCCCCCCCAUCCCAAUGCCCCAGCCGCUCCAGAUCAGCGACCCCCCCGAAAUGUUGGAGGAGUUCGAAAAGCCCUCGGAAGACGGGUACAACUGGCGCAAGUACGGGCAGAAACAGGUAAAGGGGUCGCAAUACCCGCGCAGUUAUUACAAGUGCACGCAUCCGGGGUGCGACGUCAAGAAGAAGGUGGAGCGAUCGAAAGACGGGAAAGUCGCGGAGAACGUUUACAAGGGGACGCACACGCACCCGAUGCCGAUGCCCCCCCGCCGGUUCAUCCAGGGGUCUCCGUCGACAAUGGUUAGCCCACAGGCCAUCAAAGCGACGCAAGAGGUGCCGUCAGAUAACGUUCGCUCUCCUGGGGGGGAGGGCGCCGAAGGGUUAGAUGACUCAGCAACGGUUGAGAUAACCACCGAGAUGGAGAUUCGCAGCCGGAUCGAGAUGCUGAAGCGGGAACUCUCCAUGGCAGGGGGGGUGCCGAGUUUACAUAUACCGGACGCCUCAAACGAACCGCCUGAUCUGAAUAAGGGCGCGUCGCCCCUCACAGCCACGCCGCCACGCAGUGCGGCGUCGUCGUUUGAGAGUGGGGGGGGCACAGCAGAGCGGAAACGGGCGGCGGAGGAGGGGGAGGAGGUAACGCAAGCGGCAAAGAAAGCUCGACUGAUACCGCCGCCGUCGGGGCGCAAUGCGCGAGAGCCGAAGGUGGUGGUGCAGACGACGAGUGACGUGGACAUCCUGGAUGACGGGUUUCGGUGGCGCAAAUACGGGCAGAAGCAGGUCAAGGACAACUCACAUCCCAGGAGUUACUACAAGUGUACGAGUGCCAACUGCCCUGUGCGCAAGCACGUGGAACGGUCGGCGACGGACAUUCGAGCAGUCAUUACUACGUACGAGGGGAAGCACAACCACGACCCGCCUGUAAUAGGGUCACAUCACCAUGACAGCCGGCCUAGCACGCCUCCGUUGCCAGCCGGGACCACGAAGUCUUUAGGGAUACAAUCCGUUGACACGCACUCGCUAGAGGGCCAAGGGUAACAAUCUAGUCAUGUAGCGCAGACAUCAAUGCUUUAGCUAUUACCUCUUAAAAGGCAUAUUGUAGUUCUCAUAUUGUUUUGAAAGAGUUUUGGAAGGAUAAUACAAAUACGCUUUAUAAGUAUGGUGGUAACCUCUUAGCAUAAAAUUCGAGCAGCCUAUAUUGAUUCCAAUCGGUCGCCGUUCUCCAAUCUCUCUCUCUUGCGAGUUGUGGUAUUGAGUUUCGAAUCUGGUACGUAAGUUGGCAUGUUCUGCUUUUAGCAUAUGAUGGGC
Messenger RNA from Klebsormidium nitens, 2307 nucleotides. The record is from the annotation of a GenBank genome assembly. NCBI's taxonomy places the organism in Eukaryota, Viridiplantae, Streptophyta, Klebsormidiophyceae, Klebsormidiales, Klebsormidiaceae.